AUUCCACUCGCUCGCUUCCCCCACCCUACCCCGACGCCUUCGUCUCUCGCCUCCUUCCCCCACCCUACCCUGACGCCCGCCGCCGCCGCCGCCGCCAUGAGCCCCACCUUCUCGGCCGCCGCUGAUGCACCCCCCGCCGGUGAAUAGCUUCUCCCCGAGUUCUCUUCCCCCGUCCCCUCUACACGCGAAGCUUUCUGUUCGAUGGUGUGCUGCCUCCGGUGACCACAGCGCCGUCGUCGAGCUCUCAAAUCCUGCCACCCGAUCCGGACAGAAGAUCGACUUCUUGACGAUUCCUCCGCCAGCCCACGGUCGGUCAGCUCCACACCCCGGAAGAUCGACCUUUUUGUGGAAGAUAUGGAUGUGGAGAAGAAAGGAGGUAGAAACUACCUUACCUGGACGGAUGAAAUGGAUGAAGCAAUGCUGAAUGUGUUCGUGGAGCAUUACAAUAGAGGGGAUCGUGCUCAAAAUGGGUGGAAGCCACAUGUUUACACUGCAGUUGUCAAGAAUGUUCGAGCCAAGUGCAAUGUGGAUAUCACAAAGGAGAAUGUCAUAUCAAGGUGCAAGACUAUUGAUAGACACUAUGUCAAUGUCAGCAAGAUGUUGUCAACGAGUGGUUUUGGGUGGGAUUGGAUCCAUAACAAGCUUAUGGUUGAUAGUGAGGACGUGUGGAGAAACUAUGUCAAGGCAAACAAAGAUGCAGCAUGCUACAGGCACAAGGUCAUAAAGUUUUGGGACUCUAUCAGCCUUGUCUUCUCGAAGGAUCAUGCCACCGGAACCGGAGCCAGAACUGCUGGUGAAAGUGCAGCGGAAAUGGCUGCAGAGAAUGUCAACAACAUCAACACUGAUUCUGCCGCAACAUCUUCAACCCAAACCGGCGAG
Triticum urartu is the source of this 879-nucleotide messenger RNA. Lineage: Eukaryota; Viridiplantae; Streptophyta; Magnoliopsida; Poales; Poaceae. The record is from RefSeq and is a predicted model, not a curated record.